Messenger RNA from Staurois parvus, 477 nucleotides. NCBI's taxonomy places the organism in Eukaryota, Metazoa, Chordata, Amphibia, Anura, Ranidae. The record is from the annotation of a GenBank genome assembly.
AUGACAGCCGGGACUGUGGUCAUCACCGGUGGUAUAUUAGCGACUGUUAUCCUUCUGUGUAUUAUCGCUGUUCUCUGCUACUGCAGGCUACAGUAUUACUGCUGCAAGAAGGAGGACUCGGAAGAGGAUGAGGAAGAACCAGAUUUCGCUGUCCAUUCUCGCUUUCCACCGGUGCAUUGCAACCGGAAUGUAGUCCUGGCCAAUGGCCCCUCCCUUUAUGCCUCACCUUACAACAAGAAACAACAGCACUGCCGAAGCGUCUGCCAAGGCUGCUCGCACAAUGAGCCGCCCGCCUUCCUCCUGCACCCGCCGGAGGAGGUCCGAAACGGAGGCGAACGCAUCACCUAUAAGACCAUCAGCCAGGAAGAGAUUGAACUGCCAGUUAACCUGAGCAAUUUGCAGGUACUUAAUCCCAACCGCCUCUCUGCCAUGAGGGAGGCCUUUUCCCGCAGCCGAAGCAUCAGCACCGAUGUCUGA